Messenger RNA from Rhineura floridana, 5835 nucleotides. RefSeq names its product solute carrier family 7 member 6 (gene SLC7A6). The coding region runs from base 430 to 1998 and encodes 522 amino acids. Gene Ontology annotation, cellular component: membrane. Gene Ontology annotation, molecular function: L-amino acid transmembrane transporter activity. The record is from RefSeq and is a predicted model, not a curated record. NCBI's taxonomy places the organism in Eukaryota, Metazoa, Chordata, Lepidosauria, Squamata, Rhineuridae. The transcript has 11 exons. Gene Ontology annotation, biological process: amino acid transmembrane transport.
CAACAAGGCGGUCCUCUGCUAAGCGUCUCCGCCGCAGGGCGGAGCAGAGGCGGCGGGCAAGCGGCCGGGCUCUUGUGCCGCCCUCGCUGAGGGGAAAACAAACAAAGCGAGGAGGAGACGGAGGAAGCCGCUCGGCUAGAGGUCGAUGGUGCGGCAGCGGGCUGGCUUAGCUGGCGCGAGCAUCCCUCCGGCUCGGUGGGGCGUGAGGUGGAGGAAGAGAGACGGAGGAGCAAAGGCAGCCGGGAGGGAAGAGCAAAGAAUAUAUGGUGGUGAUUCAUGAGACCGAAGAAGAGAGUACUGUCACCAACUAAUUUCUGAGAAGGCAGUUUAAAAAAUGUUGGAAUUUCUGAUGUUUCCCUGCAAAGCUUGGAACUUUGUACUGCAACGCUGAAUGCAAGCUGUUCUCAUUUGGGACUGGCGUUGUAGCGGAUGGAUGCUGAUUUCAUGAUGGACAAUAGGGAGAAUUUUUCACCUCUUAAUUCACUGACUGAAUAUUACCCUAUCAAGGAAGCUGACAAAACAGAUCAAAGUGGCAAUACUCAAAUAAAUGAAGGAAGCCAAGGAACUAUGCAGCUGAAAAAAGAAAUCUCUCUUCUUAAUGGGAUUAGCCUAAUAGUCGGAAACAUGAUUGGUUCAGGUAUCUUUGUUUCCCCCAAAGGAGUACUUAACUACAGUACAUCCUAUGGAUUGUCGCUAGUAAUUUGGGCAAUUGGGGGGAUUUUUUCAGUGAUUGGAGCUCUAUGCUAUGCUGAACUUGGAACCACUAUCACUAAAUCAGGAGCUAGUUAUGCAUAUAUUUUGGAGGCCUUUGGAAGCUUCAUUGCCUUUAUACGACUGUGGACUUCACUGCUGAUCAUUGAGCCAACCAGUCAGGCAGUUAUUGCAAUAACGUUUGCCAACUAUAUCGUGCAGCCUGUCUUUCCUUCCUGUCAGCCUCCGUACAUCGCUUGCCGGCUUAUUGCAGCUGCUUGUAUAUGUCUUCUAACGUUUAUAAAUUGUGCCUAUGUUAAAUGGGGAACAAGGGUGCAGGAUGCAUUCACCUAUGCCAAAGUGAUUGCCCUUAUUGUCAUCAUCGUAACAGGAAUUGUUAAACUAUGCCAGGGAUACUCGGAACACUUUCAGGACUCUUUUGAGGGGUCAUCUUGGAACCUCGGGGGCAUUUCUCUUGCACUUUACUCUGCCUUGUUCUCAUACUCAGGUUGGGACACCCUCAACUUUGUAACUGAAGAAAUAAAAAAUCCAGAAAGGAACCUGCCUCUAGCUAUUGCUGUUUCUAUGCCAAUUGUGACAGUUAUCUACAUAUUGACCAAUGUAGCAUAUUAUACAGUGUUGGAUAUUAAUGCUGUACUUUUAAGUGAUGCAGUGGCAGUGACAUUUGCUGAGCAAGUAUUUGGCAUGUUCAGCUGGACAAUUCCGAUUGCUGUUGCCUUGUCUUGUUUUGGUGGACUCAAUGCAUCUGUUUUGGCAUCAUCUAGGCUGUUCUUUGUCGGAUCCCGGGAGGGUCAUUUGCCUGACCUCUUGUCAAUGAUCCAUAUAGGGAGAUUUACACCAAUCCCAGCACUUCUCUUCAAUUGUACCAUGACUCUCAUAUACUUGACUGUAGAAGAUGUCUUCCAACUUAUUAACUACUUCAGCUUCAGCUAUUGGUUCUUUGUGGGACUAUCAAUUGCUGGACAACUCUACCUCCGUUGGAAGCAACCAAAUCGGCAUAGGCCACUCAAGCUGAGCCUGUUUUUCCCAAUAGUCUUCUGCAUAUGCUCAAUAUUUCUGGUGAUUGUGCCACUCUAUAGUGACACAAUUAAUUCCUUGAUUGGCAUUGGCAUUGCUCUGUCUGGGAUUCCAGUCUACUUCAUGGGUGUCUCCUUGCCUGUUUCCAAGAGAUCAUCCUUUGUCAGCAAAGUUUUAGGUGCUAUCACCCGAGCUACUCAGCUACUUUUUUACUGUGUUCUGACAGAAAUGGAUAGUUUGGAAGAAAAACUAGAAACCAAAUCUGGAUAAAAAUGGAAUUGACUGGAAAGGUAAAAGUAGCUGCUUAAGAGACGGUGGAUUGGCAGAAAGCAUCACUGGAAUUUUUACUAAACUGUGAUUCUUGCUGGAUCAUACUGUGUCAUGAUCUAGGGCUUGUUGUUUUUUGAAAACUGUGGUUGAAAGGCUUCUCAGGCAUAGGACAUAUCAUGAUUUUCAUCUAAAGAUGCUAAACUUUUCUUCACAAUGAAAGUGUCACACUAAGAGCUCAAAAAUAAAGUUGACUUCAGAGAACUUGGCAACGUGGCAACAGAGUUUAUACCAAUUCCAAACUGCUGGAGUUUAAAAGGCACAAGUAAUCUUCCCAACCUAUCAACAGUUCAGCUGUUUAGUGUGAGGCAGAACUUUGUAGAUUGAUGUUCAUGAGAAACUAUUGCAUCAGAGGAGUUGAAUGUGUCAAUAAAGAUCUAGGAACUAGCUUCUUCAUUGAGAGGCAAACACACUGGAUGGCAAUUAAUUCCUUGAGGCUGUUACUCUCAAACCCUUCACAUAAACGUUUACUUUUUAUUAUUAAACAAAACAAAACUUUUAUGUUUUAGGAAAAGCUAGUCAGUUUUUGCUUUGGCCAGUUAAAAUUGGAACCCACACAGUACAAUAUUCAAAAAGUAGAGCUUUAAGGCAAACAUUUAAAAAUGUUGAGUGUCAAAGCAGAGAUUGUUCUAUUUGGCAUUUUCCUACCACUGUUUGUUGUAAAAAAAAAUCAAAAUUUAAUGCUUUUUCACCUUUCAUUUGUUUUAAGAACUUUAUAUUGCAGAACUGUUUUGCAGUACCAUGACUGGAAUUGGCUGUUUUGAUAUGUGGAUAUGUAAGAAACAGAUGAAAAGAGGUACUUUUAAGUACCACUUUUCUAUACAUAUCUUAUGGGCCGAGUUCAUGAAAAAAAUUGGCAUAACGUUUGCUUCCCUGAGGUGUUUGUUGCAAGGAACUGAGAAAUGGCUGCACUGUCCAAGUGGAAAAAAAUAAUUCCAGAACUUUGCUCUGAUUCUGGAAACCAAUUCUGUGGCUGUGCGUUGACAUAAAAAGGCCCUAAGAGCUCAACUUCUGUGUCGCCACAGAUUUAACUCAGUUGCCUUGGCAUCAUCACUAGAAGAAAUGAAUGCUACUGACCUUAACUGCCUUAUGUGGAGAUAACAUGAAGAUUAACAACAAGGAUUUGAAGAGACAUACAUAUUUCAAACACAAUAUAAAGAUAGGCAUCCACAGAAGGAUGGGCAUUGGAUCAUUGUUACAGUUAGGCCUUUGAAGUGCCAACGAAACGGCAUGCCCAAGAUGAUUUCUCAGUUCAGAAUAGAAACAUUCAAACUAGGCAAGCCCUCAUCAAACCUUGUAAAAGUUGUCUUGGUUGAGGAAAACUAGCUUUUUUAAAAGGCCAUUUUUGAGGACUAGUAGAGGGGAUAGCUGCUGACAGGGAAACAGUGAAAACUGUGUUACUUGCUCAUAGCUCAAGUCCUUUAUAAUUUCGCAACCUCUGUGUGAGCUGGAGGUCACAAGUAAUGCUAUAUUAUAUAGUUAGAAAACUGAAGCUAAAUUACAGUGACUUCACCAAGACCAUCCAGUAUGACCAUGAUGGUAGAGCAGAUAUUUAUAAUGAAUCAUUCCAAAUUUGAAUGAUCGUUUGGUGCUCUGCUUCUCACAAAAGUUGUAUGAUCUAUAGUUAUUCAUGCCUUCCUUUCCAUGCAAUGCACCACAUAUGUUUCCCUAAGCUUGGUUGUACCAGCAACUUUUCAAGGAGCUUUGUACAUACUAGAACUCAGUGGCCCAAGGAAAAAAAUGGAAAUGGACUGCCUUCAAGUUGAUUCCGACUUAUGGCGACCCUAUGAACAAGGUUUUCAGCGGUAUUCAGAGGUGGUUUUACCAUUGCCUUCCUCUCAGGGUGAGAGGCAGUCACUGGCCCAAGGUCACCCAGUGAGCUUCAUGGCUGUGUGGGGAUUCGAACCCUGAUCUCCCAGUUCGUAGUCCAGCACUCUAACCACUAUGCCACACUGGCUCUUGGCCCAAGGAGAAAAGAGUAGCAAAACAAGAUUCUAAUCGAGUUUGAUUCCUUUCCCCAACUUUAUAGAAGUCUUUGUUUUCACACUCUUCUCCAGUCCUAAUGGAAUAACUUUUUGAUUGGUUUACAUGCUUAGGAAGGCCAGUUCAGCUGGAAAUGCUUGGAGAGAAACUAAGGCUGCAGUAUCCAUUUACCUGGAAGUAAGACCUUGUCAACUCAAGGAGACUUACUUCUGAGUAGACAUUGUCCUGUAAAGCUGCAAUUCUGUGCACGCUUACCUGGGACUAUGCCCCAUUGAACAUAGUAGGACUUGUGAGAAAACAUUGAUAUGACUGCACUCUUCUGGUAUUUUAAGUUGGGGGAGCAGGUUCAACAAUGGUAAGAGUUCACUACCCUUUCCUUUUCUGGGUGAGUAAUCUACCAGAUUGUAGCAUUUGGGAAAACAGCCAUGAUAAGCAGCAGGUGCUGCUAGAAGCUGCUCUGUCCAGACCCAAACUUCUCAGCAAUAGCAUUCUGGGCCAACACACCCAGCGAACAAUUUGUGAUGCAGCUGUCCUCUCUCUCUCUUUUUCUGAUUGUUCUGUGCUCAGUUUGGUGGUGGAGAGUGUGUACACUAGUACCAUCUUUAACUUCCAGCAAGAACUGAGACAGACUAGGUGGGAUAGUUGCUGGCAGGCACAUCACAUGUCAAGGGUUGGUGAUAGGCCCUCUGCAAUUGCCCCUCCAUGCUGAUCCUGCUGCUGACUUGUCCUGUUCCUGAAGGCAAGCGGCCUGCAAAGGGCUAAGCUGGUCCAUGUUGGGGGAAAAAGAAUGUCUAACUAGUCAUCUUCCUCCACACUCUCUGCUGCCCCCAUCCUUGCCUACGCACAUCUGCCUGCAGCCUGUCAAACUAAUAGGUUUCCUAGUGCUAAAUAAUAGAAAUAAAUCUGAUUGCUGAGACAAAAACCAAAGGGUUUUGUUUAAAAGAAUCCUCUCUUUAUACAGAGUUUCUAGAUAUGUCUAUGUGGCUGGUUGAACAAACCCUAUCUGUAUUUUUAUAGUAAUAAAAAUCCCAGAAUUUGACAUGGUUGUCUCGAUAUUACUGCAGUGCACAGCUCUAUAAGAAGGCAAGUACAUAGCUGCUGCUUGAGGAAAAAUACUGAAAUCUAUAGCUUCAGAUGUCUUAUUUGUGACUCUAAAGAACUUGGGCAUGUGAUUGUGGAAAAAGUGGGGUUUACAAGCAGUUUUUUAGUGGUUUGAUGUUACAGCUGGAUUGAUAAUCUGUUCUAUUUGUCUAAAUAUUACGUUGGUAUUUAUUUUUUUACCUACAGAAAAUCUGAGACUUGAUUUGAAGCUUAUUCUUUUGAUUAACAGAAUGAUUGAAAAUGGUCAGUCAAUCCUAGAGUAUAUGGAACCCAUCCAUCCUAAUGCUUCUGUAUUAGGUUUCAAUUUGAAAUAAAACUCUGCUUUUAUUUUCAAUACCUAUUUGAAAUUAUAUAAAUAUAGGGUGGUGUUCAGUGCUAUUCUUACUCAGAGUAGACCCAUUAAAGUUAAUAGACAUGACUAACUUGUGUUCAUUAAUUUCACUGGGUCUACCCUGAGUAGGGCUUAGUUGAAUACUGCCCACACUUUCCUUUUAUUUCACUGUGUGUAAAAGUGGCACUCAUUUGCGGUGUUAUCUCUAUAUUAUUAUUACACUCCAGCAUACUGUUAAAGAAAUUGCAUGGGUUAGCUUCUGAUCUGUCCAACGGAUUGUAAUAAUAGCUACUUUUAUAUAAUUUCAGUGUGCAUAGGAACUUUGUGGGCAGGGGAUUAAACUUCCACUAUGUGGGAAUAAAACA